AUGAACUGGCGCCCACUACGGUUGGGCAGAAAGCUCUCUACCUGGAAGGGCUAUGAGAGAUAUAGAAGCGUCGUAUGUUAUGUCAAUCACGGAACAUUCCAUCAACUCGGCCCCCCGAUCGAGCUGCGAUAUACGCCGCAUGAUUUGCUAAGAGGUUGCCCAGAACAUUGCGAAUUCUCUCCAAAAUUGCGGCACAACUGUCAACGAUUCUAUGGCCUUGUAGAACUUAAACAGACACGGCGACCUCAUCAUGAGAGCCAAAGCCUGCUUGGGGGGUUUGAUCCCGGUGAGAUAGGCUUUGGUAUCUUCUGA
This is a messenger RNA of Clonostachys byssicola, 312 nucleotides long. The record is from the annotation of a GenBank genome assembly. NCBI's taxonomy places the organism in Eukaryota, Fungi, Ascomycota, Sordariomycetes, Hypocreales, Bionectriaceae.